This is a messenger RNA of Ostreococcus tauri, 1638 nucleotides long. Its product is annotated as ATPase, AFG1-like. The record is from RefSeq and is a predicted model, not a curated record. Bases 1 to 1638 code for a protein of 545 amino acids. Lineage: Eukaryota; Viridiplantae; Chlorophyta; Mamiellophyceae; Mamiellales; Bathycoccaceae. The transcript has a single exon. Gene Ontology annotation, molecular function: ATP hydrolysis activity; calcium ion binding; ATP binding. Gene Ontology annotation, cellular component: chloroplast; cytoplasm; mitochondrion.
AUGGCGCGCGCGAUGGUCGGAGGUCUCGCGGUCUCGCGCGCGUGGACGCGGGGCGCGUCGACGGCGGCGACGGCGACGGGAACGGCGCUCGGGAGCGGGAUUGAUUUUAAAAAGCGCGUCGUGGGCGACGAGACGCCGAGCGCGUUUCACGCGCGACUGGUUCGCGAGGGCGUCGCGCGCGCCGACGACGCGCAGGCGAUGGCGUUGGAGGUGUUGGAUGACGUCUACGCGCGGGCGCGAGCGGGGCGGGCGGCGUCGGGGGUGAUGGCGGAGACGACGGCGUGGAGGACGCUCGCGGGGUGGUUGCGCGCGGAGACGACGCGACGGACGGCGGACGAGAGAGAUCGAGGGAGAGGUGGGGCCUACGUCCACGGGGGGCCGGGGAGUGGGAAGACGUUUGUGAUGGAUUUGUUCUACGCCACGCUCGAGGGGAAGGAUGGGGUGGAGAAGCGAAGGGAACACUUUCACUCGUUUAUGAUUGACACGCACACGCGGUUGCACAAGCUGAAGGACUCGGGAUCGAGCUCGGACACGGUGCGGGUGUACGCGAAAGAGCUUGCGAGGGAGACGCGGGUGCUAUGUUUAGAUGAGUUUCAAAUCGUUGAUGUCGCGGAUGCGAUGAUCAUUCGACGGUUGUUGGAGAAUCUGUGGGAGGAGGGCGUGCUCUUGGUGACGACGAGUAAUCGACAUCCAGACGAGCUGUACAAGAACGGAUUGAAUCGCUCGCAGUUUUUGCCUUGCAUUGACGAAAUAAAGCAUCGAUGCAUCGUGCAUGAGAUGGCGAGCGAGCGCGAUUACAGGCUCACGGGGGCGCGAGGCGGGGACGAUCACGUGACAUGGAAGAGCGGCGGCGACGAGUCCGAGCGCGAGCUCUGGCUCAUGGAAAGGCUAAAGACACUUGCGGGCGAGCGUCAACUGAAACCGCUUCAGAUCGCAAUUAGUGGACGAAUAGUACACGUGCGACGAGCGGGCGGUGGGAUCGCGCACUUUGACUUUCAAGAGUUGUGCGACAGCGCCCUCGGAGCGGCGGAUUACACCGCCCUUGCAAGCAUCUUCAACACCAUCGGUGUCGGCCACGUCCCGAUUCUUGGUGCCGAUAGAUUUGACUUGGUGCGUCGUUUUAUCACAUUUGUCGACGUCAUGUACGAACACAAGGUAAAAGUCUUCAUCAGCGCCGCCGCGUCGCCGCAGACCAUGUACCGCUCAUCGGACGCCACCGCAACGUCUUCCCGCAAGGACGCCGCACGCGACGAGGAGUUCGCUUGGGACCGCACUGUGAGUCGGUUGAUGGAGAUGCAAACGAAAGAGUUCCAAGAAGCGGCGUGGAAUCCAAAGGCUGGAUCGUGGCUUCUCGAACAAGCGCGCGUCACGGAGGUUCUCCCGGCGCAGGUGCUUCGAUCUUUGUGGCAGCGAUACGACCGCAACCGAGAUAAUGUCCUGGACGAGACUGAGCUCGAGGAUUUGAUUGCCGAUUUGAAUCACCUGCGCAGCGGGCACAGGCAUGUGUCCGAGGAACAACUCGACGCGGUGAUGUCCAUCGUGAGCAGGCAGAGUGAGAAACAGAAUAGAUACAUCACGCGUGACGAGUUCGAGUUGUAUGGCCAUCGCGCCAUGCUCGAGUGCAUGCGUGAUCGAUGA